GUCUUUACGGUUGCACUGUUUCUCUAUUUAAUCUGGGAUUGAGUGAUUGUUAAUGUCAAUUUAGCACACAUCGUUUUCUGCGAAGAAAUUGGAUGUUUUGUAGCCUGUGUUUAAACUGGAAGUCGGUGUAAAGAAUGUCAACACCAUCUAACUCAAAUCAAAUACAAUCAAACAACAAUAUUAACGAUUAAAAAAGUGGACAACUUGCAAUUUGUAUAACAAGAAAUGCCUCCGAAGCCGAGACCGAAUAACAAAAAACCAGGAACAAGUAAGAAAAAUACAGGUCUAUCGAAGCAGGGGAAUUCUGUGAAGAAUUCUGUGAAGAAUUCUGAACAAAAAAAAGUAGAAACUACAAGUGGUUUAACACAGGAAGCCGAAGAUCAGUUUGAGCUAGAAUUAUGCUGGUGCAUUCAGCAGUUAGAAACGUCUCUAGCCGCUGGUAAACAUUCUGACAAACAGGCACAGGAUUUGAAUAAGAAUAUAAAUAUUUUAAAAAGCAGCACGGCACCAUUGAUAAAAAAAAGACAAGUAAUGCACAACACUUUAGGGAAUUACAGAGAGAAAAUGGCUUUGGACGUACAGAAGCAUGGCAGAACAUCAUCCUCUAUGAAAUUUGUAACAACAUGUGUGCAGAAUGAAAAAUGUAUGUUUGUUAAAAGGGCUAUAUGCAAAUCGACUAAAGAGAAGCAGAAUUUGGAUAAUAAAGUGAUGACUCCAAACAUGGAUGAUGAUUCUGUUGACUGUACACAGACUGCAUUUAAAUUUAAUUUUCAAAUUACAGAAUAA
Molecule: messenger RNA, 786 nt
Organism: Dufourea novaeangliae
Lineage: Eukaryota; Metazoa; Arthropoda; Insecta; Hymenoptera; Halictidae
Product: UPF0488 protein CG14286
Exons: 3
Coding region: 226-786 (186 amino acids)
Source: RefSeq, a predicted model, not a curated record